GUUGCCCCAUAAUCAAUGGUUGGAAGCAGCGGACGAAAUCGAUGGCCCAGAUUCACUCUUCCCGUGGCAGGCAACCUGCCCGGCGUGACACCUACUGCUGCUGCUUCUGUUUACAAUCUUUUGCUUCUUCAAAAAGGUCCUGAUGGAUGCUUCUUUUCGGUUUUCAAAUAUUGAGUUUCUUUUAUUGGAUUGAAUUGGAUUUGUUUGUGGAGUUGGUGACGGCGGGGGAUGGCGGAGAUCUGCUGCGGAGUCAUGGCUGAGAACGAGGCGUCCGGCGGCGAGAGCCGCCGUAGAACGACGAGGCGGCGGAGGAUGGAGCUCAGGCGGGUGAGAAUUGAUCAGCCUAGAGAGCAGAAACGGCGUCGUUUUGAGAUGUCUUCUUCUUCUAGGGAUUUAGAUUUAGAUAUAGAUUUAGAUAGCGCUGUUGAAGCUUGCGGCGGAGGUGAAGCGGCGGCGAAACCCUCAAUUUUGUCUUCUUCGAGCCAACCAGGGUGGGAGAGCGAGAGUCUCCCCAAGUUUGGGAUCGCCUCCGUCUGCGGCCGCCGCCGCGACAUGGAGGAUGCCGUGGCGAUUCAACCUUCGUUUUUCCGGCGAGAACGCUACGGCGACGGAGGUCUGCUGCACUACUAUGGCGUCUACGACGGCCAUGGAUGCUCUCAUGUUGCUACAAAGUGCAAGGAGAGGUUACACGAUAUGGUAAGGGAGGAACUGGCCGGCGCGGAGGAGAUCGGAGCCAUCGGCGGCGAGCGGUGGAGGUGGGUGAUGGAGCAAAGCUUCAAUCGUAUGGACGGUGAGGUUAUUGCUUGGAGCGAGAACUUCGCCGACGACGACAACACAAUUAGCGGUAACUGUCGCUGCGAGCUGCGGACGCCGGAGUGCGACGCCGUCGGAACCACCGCGGUGGUGGCCGUCGUCACUCCAGACGAAAUCAUUGUUGCGAAUUGCGGCGACUCCAGGGCGGUUCUCUGCCGCAACGGCGCCGCGGUUCCUCUCUCCACCGACCACAAGCCGGACCGGCCAGAUGAGCUGAGCCGGAUUCAGUCGGCCGGCGGGCGCGUGAUCUACUGGGAGGGGGCUCGAGUUCUGGGAGUACUCGCCAUGUCCAGAGCCAUCGGCGAUAAUUAUCUGAAGCCGUACGUAAGCUGCGUGCCGGAGGUGAGUGUUACGGAGCGUGGCGGCGGCGACGAGUUUUUGAUCCUGGCCAGCGACGGGCUGUGGGACGUGGUGUCGAACGCCACCGCAUGCGGCGUUGCCCGCAUGUGCCUGAAAGGCGGCGGCGGCGCCGCUUCUCCCCACCCGCUGCCGGAAGAGAAUUCGGACAAGGCAUGUAGGGAUGCGUCGCUGAUGCUGACGAAGCUUGCGCUGGCUCGCGGCAGCGCCGACAACGUCAGCGUAGUUGUGAUCGAUCUGACCUGACGCCGGCGCCGGAGAAAUUAUUUAAUUAAUUUAAUCAGCGUCAGCGUAGUUAAGUGAUCGAUGACGUAUUUCGGCUGCUGGUUUUGAGGAUUUAGCAUUUUUAAAUGAUAUUUCACAAGUUGGACAGUGAGUUCUUCACCCAACCCAACGUGGAUGAAUAUGGCUAGGGGACUGCAUGAUUGUGUUUCCACCCAAGGGAAUGAAUUGCAAUAUUAUUAUUGUUAUUUAUUGGGUCCGUCGAUGAUUUUU
Molecule: messenger RNA, 1665 nt
Organism: Andrographis paniculata
Lineage: Eukaryota; Viridiplantae; Streptophyta; Magnoliopsida; Lamiales; Acanthaceae
Product: probable protein phosphatase 2C 24
Exons: 4
Coding region: 229-1416 (395 amino acids)
Biological process (GO): protein dephosphorylation
Cellular component (GO): cytosol; nucleus
Molecular function (GO): protein serine/threonine phosphatase activity; cation binding
Source: RefSeq, a predicted model, not a curated record